Messenger RNA from Meloidogyne enterolobii, 1755 nucleotides. The record is from the annotation of a GenBank genome assembly. Lineage: Eukaryota; Metazoa; Nematoda; Chromadorea; Rhabditida; Meloidogynidae.
AUGGUUGUAAUUAUACCAAAAUCAGAAAAAGAAUUUACUGAUCUUUCUUAUUGGAAAAAAUUUUUUAAGCAUAAUUCUUCAUUUGAAUGGUAUGGGGAUUAUUCAAAACUUGGACAAAUUUUUGAGAAAUAUAUUAAAUCUACAGAUUUUAUUUUACAAAUUGGUUGUGGAAAUUCUUCUUUGGCUGAUGAUCUUUAUGAUAAUGGUUAUAGAAAUAUUUUGAGUAUAGAUACUGAUCAAAAUGUAAUAGAUAAACAAAAUAAAAAGAAUUUGGAAAAUAGGCCGACAUUAAAAUUUAAAAAUUGUUCUGCUUCAAAUAUUGAUUUACAAAAUUCUUCUGUAAAUGUAAUAAUUGAUAAAGGGACAUUGGAUGCUUUACUUCCCUCAAAAUAUUCAGAAAAAGAAUAUAUUUUAGUUGAUUCAAUUUUUGAGGAAAUUGAAAGAUGUUUAGCUCCAUUUGGACGUUAUAUAAUUUUAAGUUCACAAGAUCAUAUUAUUCAAAAAUUGUUAAAUUAUUUUGAUAAAAAUCAAUUUAUGAUUCGUUUUCAAAAAUGUUUUCAAUCUGGAAAAGAAUUUGUAAUGCCUGUUUUUGCUGUUAUUAUUACUAAAUUAAAAAUUCCUUUACCUCAAAAACGGAAAAUUGAAUAUUUAAAUGGACUAGAUAUACAACCAGAAUUAACUGAAACUUCAGAAAAGUUAAUAGAGAGAAUAAAAGCAGAACAACAAUUGAGUUGGUUUAAACAUUAUAUAUCAAAAGGGCCAAUUGAAGAGGCUUCUCUUAAAAUUUAUUUUUCUAAUGGAAAAGAAAGAUAUGAACUUUAUAUAAUAGAUGAUUAUAAUAUAAAGAAAUUAACUAAAUAUGGAGUUUUUAUUGUACCUUUGGGAAGAGAAAAUGAUUGGAUUUUUGUAACGACAAAAGGACGUCAAAAUCUUCGAAUGAAUUGUCAGUUGCAUAGAUUAAUUAUGAUAAAUUAUCUAUCGUUGGGGUCAACAGAUGUUAGCGAAACUUUUGAAACUGGAAAUUCUAAAAUAAAUGGGAAAUGGACUGUAGAACAUGUUAUUGCUAAUGAAUUGACAUAUCGACGUUUAAUAUUUUUAGAUAGUUCAAAUUUAGUUCAAUCAGAAGUUGAAGUAAAUAAAAUAAAAAAUAAAACAAAAGAAUGGAAAAUUAAUUGGUCAAAUCCUUUUAGCUGUGAACAUCAUAAAAAUAUGACUUUGGCUCUUAAUUUUCUUUUUGAUAAAGAGGGAAGAAGUAUUUUAUUAGAAAAUGUUUUAAAUGAAAAGUUGAGAAUUGCGGUGCUUGGAGUGGGUGGAGGAAUUAUUUUAAAAGCUUUUCAUGAUAUUUUAAUAAAUUCAAUUUUUGUUGGUGUUGAGUUAGACGAGGAAGUUAUAGAAAUUGCUUCCAAACAUUUUGAGUUCCCCAAAAAUUCAGAACGUAUAAAAAUUGUUAUUUGUGAUGCAAUUAAUUUUAUAAAAGAAUCUGCUGAACAAGGAGUAUUGGCGUUAAAUUUAGUUACUCGAGAUGAACAAACUUCUAUAGAUGUAAAGAAAACAAUAAAAUCUGUUUUUAGUUCUGUCUAUUGUGUUAGAGGAGAUGAGGAUGUUAAUGAAAUUGUUUUUUGUUCACUUUCACCUAAAAAUGAAAUUGAUGAAAUGAUUAAAGAGACAAAAAGUCGACAACUUCCUUCAAAUAUAUGCAACUGGUUAAAAGAAUAUACAGAUAGGAUAGAAAAAAUUGUUGAAUUUACAAUUUAA